UCUAGGAUGUGUUAUUUGAGUGUUCCCUUUAUUUUUUUGAGCAGUGUAUAGUCUGCAUGCUGCAACUGAGAAGCAAAGCAAUGUGUGCACUGUAUUUCAUGUUUUUCCACUGUAGUGACUGCAUUUCAGCAUCAAUAUUCCACAACUUCACCACUUUUUUAACUUGAACUAAGUUAAACAUUUUCUUUGGCAUAUGGGAGUUUGUUUCCCACUAGGCCUGCCUGACAGGAGGAGAGGCAGGAGGACUAUUUGAGAUUCAGCCCUUGAGUCCCUUGCCCUGUCUAACUAUUUACUGAGGUUGUGUUUGUAGUCAAUGUUAGUUGGUCAAUGAUUAACACUAACAACCUACACACCACAGUUUAAAGGACUGUACCUUGAAAACUCUUCUGAAGCCUUUAGGUUCUUUCUCUUUGUCUCUUGUGUUUCUUUUUUCUUUUCAAAUUUUUGUUUUCCACCAGGCCGGCCUGACAAGAGGAGAGGUUACAGAGGCAGGACCACUGACCUGAUUGAGAAACUCUGAGGCCACAGUUUGUACUUUUUUACUAACAGGGUCACACAUUUAGCACCAGCAUGUCGUCUCUAUCUGUUCCACCACCACAAUGUCUUCUACAGCCUUUCACAGUCCCACAUCGCUACCUUUUUGGACCAGGACCUUCCAAUGUACCUCCACGAAUCUCCACAGCUGGGGCACAACCCAUGUUAGGCCACCUGCAUGCAGAGACAAUUGAGAUUAUGGACCACAUCAAGAGUGGGAUCCAGUAUGCAUUUCAGACGCAGAACCGUAUGACGCUGGCUGUGAGUGGCCCAGGACAUGCUGCUAUGGAGUGUGCCAUCUUUAACACAGUGGAGUCCGGGGAGAGCGUGCUGAUCGCAGUCCACGGCAUCUGGGGCGAGAGAGCUGCAGAGAUGGCAGAGAGAAUCGGUGCCAAAGUGAACACCAUUGUAACAUCUGCCGGCAGCUACUACACAAAUGAUGAGAUAGAGCAGGCAUUAGCCAAAUAUAAGCCAGUUCUAUUCUUCCUCACACACGGAGAGUCUUCUACAGGAGUUCUGCACCCCAUAGAUGGCAUUGGAGAACUCUGUCACAAGUACGACUGUUUGUUCCUGGUUGAUUCCGUCGCAGCUUUGGGAGGUGCCCCGAUCUACAUGGACAAGCAAGGUAUUGACAUUUUGUACACUGGCUCGCAGAAGGUCCUGAAUGCUCCUCCAGGAACAGCACCCAUCUCCUUCAGCGAGAGAGCAUGCCACAAAAUCUUCAACAGAAAGACAAAGCCUGUUUCUUAUUUUCUGGAUCUGAGCUGGCUGGCCAAUUACUGGGGCUGUGAUGGAAAGCCUGUGCGCUCUUAUCACCACACUGGUCCUAUCACUGGAUUGUACAGCCUGAGAGAAAGUCUUGCCAUUCUUGCAGAAACAGGCCUUGAAAACUCUUGGAAACAACACAAAGAUGUGGCAGAGUACUUCCAUAUGGGCCUAGAGAAGAUGGGUCUGAAGCUCUUCGUGCAGGACAAGAAAGCGAGAUUGCCCACUGUUACUACAAUAGUAGCUCCACCAGGGUACGAGUGGAGAGAGAUCACAGGCUACAUUAUGAAGAAUCACAACAUAGAAAUCUCUGGAGGCCUUGGGCCCUCUCUUGGCAUGGUCCUGCGUGUGGGGCUCAUGGGCUGCAACAGCACUAAGGCUCAUGUGGAUAUGAUCUUACAGGCUCUUGCUGAUGCACUGAAACACUGCCACAAAAGUAAAGUGUGAGAGCGCCACUAUUUUAGUACAGCAUUACUGAAUAACAUUAAAUAUACACACACAUACAUUUUCUAAGCCGCUUAUCCUUCUGGGUUCUGGGUCAUGGGAAAGAGUUGGAACCUAUCCCAGCGGUUGGUCAAUGGGCGGAUACACCCUGGACAAGUCACCCGUCCAUUGCAGGGCAGCACGAAAUAUAUUUUUACCAAAAAUCAAAUAAAAACUAUGUAUUUCAAUGUUACAGUCUAUAUUGUGUUGUACUUUACAGUAUUAUGCAUAAGUUUAAACACUGCUGGUCAAAUUACAUGUUUUGUUUAUUUUCUAAAUGAACAUAAGUUAACACACCCUCAGUACAGUAACCAAACUUUAAUAUGUACUUCAAUACAGUUCAAAAGACACAGCAAAUAUGAUUACAGAUAACAACAUUUUAAAUGUUUUUAAUGUUCAAGCAAAUAAACAUUAAUUGUGCACUGCGAUGUGCAGCAUGCUCUCUGCAGAGGAUGUAUUAACUUAUUUUCACUUGGGAAAUCAACAAAACAUAAUUUGACCAAAGGCACCCAAACUUUUGCAUUGUUUGCAUUGCAUGUAUGUGAUUGAUUGCCAAACGUCUUGUAAACAGAUCAUACCAUAAAAUCACGUAAAAAUCUAUAAGGAACACCCUGGGUCUUCAGAGAAAGUCUAAUCAUUUCUGGGUGCCAAAAAAUAAAUGUCUGUAAUUUGUAGUUCAUCUAACUCAACAGAAUCAUCGUUCUUGCUGUUUUAAUCUCCGCAAGUAUUAUGUCCUACAUUUAUUUUGUAAAUAUUAGUUUAACUGGAAAAUUGCCCAAUUUGAUUUUUUUUCCCAAAAUAUCUAGCUAAAUUUGGUCAAUUGAGCUCUCCCAUUGAUCAGUGGUGUACAGUAACUAAGUAAAUGUAAUUGGUUACUGUACUUAAGUACUUUUUUCGUGUAUCUGUACUUUACUUA
Molecule: messenger RNA, 2698 nt
Organism: Pygocentrus nattereri (red-bellied piranha)
Lineage: Eukaryota; Metazoa; Chordata; Actinopteri; Characiformes; Serrasalmidae
Gene: agxta
Product: alanine--glyoxylate and serine--pyruvate aminotransferase a
Exons: 11
Coding region: 571-1746 (391 amino acids)
Cellular component (GO): peroxisome
Molecular function (GO): L-serine:pyruvate transaminase activity; L-alanine:glyoxylate transaminase activity
Source: RefSeq, a predicted model, not a curated record